Molecule: messenger RNA, 1894 nt
Organism: Pterocles gutturalis (yellow-throated sandgrouse)
Lineage: Eukaryota; Metazoa; Chordata; Aves; Pterocliformes; Pteroclidae
Product: ATP-binding cassette sub-family A member 3-like
Biological process (GO): lipid transport; transmembrane transport
Cellular component (GO): membrane; intracellular membrane-bounded organelle
Molecular function (GO): ABC-type transporter activity; ATP binding; lipid carrier activity
Source: RefSeq, a predicted model, not a curated record
UCUUUCCUGCAGAAACGGCAGAUCUGUGAGAUCUGCCUGCCCCUGCUCUUCGCCGCCAUCCUGAUAGCGCUGCGGCACCGGGUGCACUCCAUCAGCCACCCCAACGCCACCGUCUACCCCCCCGAGAGCGUGGAUGACCUGCCAGGGUUCUUCUACCGCCGGCACGCCAGCAACCCCUGGGAGCUGGCGUACGUCCCGUCCAACAGCAGCGCCGUCAGGAGCAUCGCCGAGGCGGUGGAGAGAACAUUACCCAUCAACAUCAGAGCUCAGGGCUUUGCCUCGGAGCGGGACUUUGAGGAGUACAUCAAGUCAGACAACCGCUCGGGCAGCGUGCUGGCCGCCGUCGUCUUCAAGCACCGCUUCCCUCGCAGCACCGCCCCGCUGCCCCUCCAGCUGCCCGGGCCCCGCGAGGCCAAGUUUGCUGAUGGGGGGACACCGGGCUAUCUCCGGGAUUUCCGGGCGGUGCAGCACGCUGUGGACCGGGCCAUCAUGCUGCACCACGCGGGCACCCGCGCCGCCGGGCUGCUGGAGAACGUCACGGUGGCGGUGCAGCGCUUCCCCUACCCCGCCUACGUCAACGACCUCUUCCUGCUGGCCAUCCAGAACCAGCUGCCCCUGCUCCUCAUGCUCAGCUUCACCUACACCUCCCUCAACAUUGUCCGCGCCGUCGUGCACGAGAAGGAGAAGAAGCUCAAGGAGUACAUGCACAUGAUGGGCCUCAGCAACUGGUUGCACUGGAGUGCCUGGUUCCUCAUGUUCUUCCUCUUCCUCCUGGUGUCCGUGUUCUUCGUCACCGUGCUCUUCUGUGUCCAGGUGAGCGAGCAGGGAGCUGUGCUCACCAACAGCGACCCCACGCUGGUCUUCACCUUCCUUGCCAUCUUCUCCAUCUCCUCCAUCUCCUUCAACUUCAUGGUGAGCACCUUCUUAUCCAGCGCAAACGUCGCAGCUGCCGCUGGCGGCUUCCUCUACUUUUUCUCCUACAUCCCUUACUUCUUCAUCUCGCCCCGCUACGACCUGAUGUCCCACAGCCAGAAGCUGGCGUCCUGCCUCAUCUCCAACGUGGCCAUGGCCAUGGGCGCCCAGCUCAUCGGCAUGUUCGAAGGGAAAGGGACUGGCAUUCAGUGGAGGGACCUCAUGAAGCCCGUCAGCGUGGAUGACAACUUCACCUUGGCCCAGGUGCUGGGGAUGCUGCUGCUGGACUCGGUGCUCUACGGCCUGGUGGCCUGGUACGUGGAGGCUGUCUUCCCGGGGGAGUACGGCGUGCCGCAGCCCUGGUACUUCUUCUUGACGCCCUCGUACUGGUGCGGGCGCCCGAGGACCGUCGUGGGAAAAGAGAAGGAGGAGGAGGAGGACCCCGAGAAAGCCCUGAAGAGCCAGUACAUUGAGGAGGAACCUGCCGACCUUGUGUCAGGAAUCAAAAUAAAGCGUCUUUCCAAGGUCUUCAAAGUGGGCAACAAGAUGAAAGAGGCAGUGAAGGACCUAACAGUGAACAUGUACGAGGGGCAGAUCACCGUCCUGUUGGGACACAAUGGUGCUGGGAAGACCACCACGCUGUCCAUGCUCACGGGUCUGCACUCCCCGACGAGCGGGCAGGCGUACAUCAACGGCUACGAGAUCUCCCAGGACAUGGUCCUGAUCCGCCGCAGCCUCGGCCUGUGUCCCCAGCACGACGUCCUGUUCGACAACAUGACGGUGGAAGAGCACCUCCGCUUCUACGCCGGGGUGAGCACCGGCUUCCCAGCCUCCAAGUGCCCCGAGGAGAUCAACCACAUCCUGAGGAUCCUCAACCUGGAGGACAAGCGCCGCUCCCUGACCAAGGCGCUCUCCGGCGGCAUGAAGCGCAAGCUCUCCAUCGGCAUCGCCCUCAUUGGGGACUCCAAGGUGAGCAUCUUGG